AUGACCGAGCGAGUAGAUCAGCAAAUCUGCAUCAAGUUUUGUUACAAACUUGAACAUUCGUCCGCGGAAACUAUUCGAAUGAUUAAGAAGGCUUUCGGGGAUGAUUCAAUGAUUGAAGCCCAGAUAAAAUUGUGGUACAAACGCUUCAAAGAUGGCCGAGAAUCCGUUGAAAGUGAUCCACGUUCUGGAAGGCCUUCAACAAGCAGAACACCCGAAAAUGUUGAACGUGUGCAGGUUGCAAUCAAUGAAAAUCGGCGAUUGACAGUGCGAGAAUUAGAAGAUGAUCUAGGGAUUCCAGGGACGAUUGUUUCAGAGUUUUUGACGCAGGAUCUUGGCAUGAAACGCGUGGCGGCAAAAUUCGUUCCGCGGCUCCUGUCACAAGAGCAGAAGGAAUUUCAUGCAGAGGUUGCAAAGGACUUGCUUCAAACCACUAACAAUGACCGACAUUUCCUCAAACAGGUCAUAACCGGAGAUGAGUCGUGGGUCUACGACUAUGACCCUGAAACAAAAGCCCAGUCGUCCCAAUGGAAGUCGCCUGCAUCUCCACGUCCGAAGUAG
Molecule: messenger RNA, 558 nt
Organism: Homarus americanus (American lobster)
Lineage: Eukaryota; Metazoa; Arthropoda; Malacostraca; Decapoda; Nephropidae
Product: protein GVQW3-like
Exons: 1
Coding region: 1-558 (185 amino acids)
Molecular function (GO): nucleic acid binding
Source: RefSeq, a predicted model, not a curated record